Molecule: messenger RNA, 9238 nt
Organism: Ostrinia nubilalis (European corn borer)
Lineage: Eukaryota; Metazoa; Arthropoda; Insecta; Lepidoptera; Crambidae
Gene: mei-P26
Product: brain tumor protein-like
Exons: 9
Coding region: 213-2828 (871 amino acids)
Molecular function (GO): ubiquitin protein ligase activity; zinc ion binding; protein binding
Source: RefSeq, a predicted model, not a curated record
UAAGUACCUAUAAUAUAUUAUGUUAACUUUUUGUGUUUAAAUUGGUGCCACUUUGAUAUAUUGUUGCGGCAAAACAUAAACUGUUAAAGAAGCAUCCUAUAAUCGAAUUAUAUGCAUGAUUUCUGAAGCUUGUAAUGUCGGACGAGACACUUGAUUCUUGUUGAAUAAGUUCAAGGAAUAUACAUUAUACACCAAAAUAAUUAUAAGUCAAAAUGGAAGAAAUUAAUGGGGAGCUUUAUGGGGAUGGUUUAGUAAGUCUAGGAGAUGAAGGUUCCUUGGAGUCCACUGAUAAUGGCAAUAAAGAGCAAAAUUGCAAAAUCUGCGAUGACAAACUGUGCAGUCCUCGAGUGUUGUCUUGCCUUCAUGUGUUCUGUGAAGCCUGCAUUGACAAGUUGAUGGUGAAUGAGGCAGGAGAUUCUCUCAAAUAUGAUUUGGCUGUCGAGUGCCCUCUGUGCAAACAAGAAACUAAGAUCCCAGGUGGUGGAGCUGUAUCUCUUCCUUCUGACUAUCUUAUCACCAACAUCUUGGAUGUAUCUGCUAUGGAUCAGUCCGUUGUUUGCACUUGCUGUAAGAGCAAGGAACCUGCUGUUGCCAGAUGCACUGAUUGCUCUCAUUUUCUUUGCUCUAACUGUAAUUCGGCACAUGAAUUUAUGAGGUGCUUUGAAAACCACCGAGUUGUUCCAUUUGAUGCCCUUAGAUCAUCCAAGGAGAAGACGGCUGUACACAAGCCUAUAUUUUGCACUCGUCACGUUGGAGAAAGCCUGAAAUUCUACUGUUGCGAGUGUGAAGUCGGCGCUUGCACUGAAUGUUUGACCGUCGAUCACAAAGUGGGCGAGCACCGUUGUGAGCGGAUCGUUGAUGCCGAACCUAACCUGCGUGCCGAACUCCGCAACUUUAUCGUUGAAGCCAACACCCGCGCGGCCGCCGCCGGCAGUGCUUCUGCCAGGCUCGAUGAUGCCCUUGGAGAUUUACAGCGUCAGCGCGAUGAAGCCGAGAGCGUUAUCAACGAAGCUUUUCAUGCUUACAAAGCCGCUUUGGAAAGACGCCGCGAGAAGGCUCUAGAAGAACUCGAGCGCUUGCAUAAGGAGAGGGAGCUGAAAGUGAUGGAUUUGUUCGAUCGCGUUGAUAAAACUGUUCAGCGUAUCGAUUGCGCGUGCCAAUUCGCUGCGAGGCUUUUACGUCGCGGGGAUGGCACCGAAAUCGUCAUGUUGAAGAAAACUGUCGCGUCACAGUUUGCGCGUCUACUCGAAGGAGCGCCCGAGUUCGAUGUGGAUUAUUCUUUGGAGUUCGUCACUAAAGUGGAAAAAUUUGAUGCCAUAACCGAGGAAACGUUCGGCACAUUCCGUACUGAGGCAACUCGCGCCGAGGAGCGUAAGCGUGCGAGUGAAUCUUCUGCUAUUGUCUCUAUAGCCUCGAAUUCUCACUCGCCGGCUGUGUCCGUUACUAACGCGCCCGUAUUCGACGAUUUCCCGCUGGCUAACGUUCGCCGCGUCACCGGAGUGACUGGAGUUGGCACCAUGGUUGGAGUUCCUGGUGUGGGCGGUGUGCCCGCUAUUGGGGUAGCAGGAGUGGGAGCCGUGCCGGGAGUGGGAGCCGUUACUAACCCUAGCGUGAUCCCAGGAGUUGUGAAUGUCAAUAAUGUGGCAGGAGUGGGGGGCGUCACCGGCGUGCCCGCUUUGCCGUCUAUGGUGGAAUAUAAUCUGCAACAGCUGGCCAGUAUUGCCGAAAAGGAUGUGCCCCCUCCACCUCAUGCGUCGCCUGCUCCGUCUUUCACCCUUGCUGAACUGCUGGCUGGAGAUCUAAACUCGCCGCAGGCGUACAACAAUCUGCAGGCACUCGCCAAGCUUGGACUUAACACAGAAGUGAAUGGCUUCGGAGGCGUAGGUGGUAUUGGCGGUGUAGGGCCCCGCGGAGUGUCCCCCGGCAGGCCUUUGUUGACCGCCGCCGAGGAGGCUGCCCUUGUGGCCCCCCCAGCGCCCUUAGUCCGCGCCACUAAGGCUACUCCGAUGCAUAUCCGAUUCAAGUUCGGGCAACUUGGUGGCGGCAAAGGCCAAUUCAACUCUCCCCAUGGCUUCUGCUUGGGCAACGAUGAGGACAUUAUCGUUGCUGAUACCAACAAUCAUCGCAUCACGGUGUUUGAUAAGUCUGGAAACUACAAAUUCAAUUUCGGAGUGGCAGGAAAAGAAGAAGGGCAACUGUGGUAUCCGCGCAAAGUGGCCGUAGUCCGCGCUACCGGCAAGUUUGUUGUGUGCGAUCGCGGCAACGAGAGGUCUCGCAUGCAAAUAUUUACCAAAAAUGGACAUUUCCUGAAGAAGAUUGCCGUGCGCUUCAUUGAUAUCGUCGCUGGCUUGGCCGUAACCGCCGAAGGUCUAAUCGUAGCCGUGGACAGCGUGACUCCAACCGUUUUCAUACUGUCCGAGGAAGGAGACCUCAUGAGCUGGUUCGAUUGUAGCGAGUGCAUGAGGGAGCCGUCCGAUAUCGCUAUCAGCGGCAAGGAAUUCUACGUUUGCGAUUUCAAGGGACACUGCGUCGUUGUGUUCGACGACGAGGGUCGUUUCCUGCGCCGCAUCGGUUGCGAGAACGUGACAAACUUCCCGAACGGUAUCGAUGUGUCGGACGCGGGCGACGUGCUUAUCGGCGACUCGCAUGGCAACAAGUUUCACGUCGCCGUGUUUUCCCGUGACGGCGUCCUUGUCACCGAAUUCGAGUGCCCGUAUGUGAAGGUAUCUCGCUGCUGUGGAUUGAAGAUAACCUCUGAAGGUUACAUCGUCACUCUGGCUAAGAAUAAUCAUCAUGUUCUAGUCCUCAACACCCUUUACAUUGUCUGAGGAGUAACUCGAUGGCUGUAAGUCUGCAUACUACAAGAUCUCACAUUUAUUCCCUAUAUUUUAUAUUUAAUUGCUGUUUUUACAAAGCUUAACAUUUUUUGCUAAACCAGUAUUUGACUACUUAUUUCGUUAUUUUAUGUUAAAUUUCACGUUAGUCUGAUUUUAACGAUACUUUAACUUUCUGUCCAUGUGCAGUGAUGAGUUAGUUAUCUCAACAAUUACUAUGCUUCAUGUUUUUUGUUUUGUGGCAUUUUAGAGUAAUCACUGCUUGUGGAUAGAUCUUAUAAGUCAUUAUUUCCAAAGUACUGAAUACUUGUGUAUUUUUUGGUUUGUUCAUCUUCAUUUUAUAUGGUUGCAUUUAGUUAUAGUAAUGGAAAAUCCAAAGUUUAGUGUAGUAUUAUUCAACGUUUGUUUAUACAUACUAACUGUCCAGCCAAUCUCGUCGAAAUGAUUAAUUUGGUUUGUGUGAGUCUUAAAAUGUCUAGUCCUGAAAUAUUAUAUUUGACAUACUCCCAACAGUCGUAUAUUUGGUGUUUUGAUGGCUUAACCAAAGCGCGUUAAAUAAGCUAUCGCGUGAGAGUGGCCAUUUAAAAGGAGUGCUUAAUGUUAUACAAAUAUCGAAUACUUAAGACGAAACUCGCAUUACCAAAAUAAAUACACAAUAAACCAUUGACUGGACUGUUACAAUUCAUUUCUAAAUUAGCAGCUGGUAUGGUUCCUAGUUCGAGUGAAGUUAAACAUGUCAAUUAGGGGACUGCGUGGGAGUGUCGCCUCAAACCAAACAUUAGUUUCAAAAUAUCCACCCAAAUACGUACUUUUUAAAUUGAACUUAAUGAUCAGAGAUUCGCUUGAACAAAUAUUAACGCACAAUUGAGUUUAUAGACAAAAUUUUAGUAUUAUGACCAAAGGAGGCGACACUAUUAUAACGUGCCAUCUAGUUUAGGUUAAUCUCGUAUACAAUAUUAUAUAUUGUCCGUUAAAAUAUAUUUACCAUUUACAGAAUUCUUGUGUCUAUACAAAAUGUUUUCAUGUACUCUUGUUUUGAGAGCCUAUUACAUAUUUGAAAGUUUUUUCAUAAGUAGGCGUUAUGAUAUACAUAUUAUUAAAACUUGGUUCAUUAUAAAUUUAACUUGGUGAACCUCAGAGCUGUAUUAUUGAAUAGCCGCUUUAAAUUAACUUUGCAAUAAUUUGUACAAUGUAAUAUUGAUAGUUAAAACGAAGUAUUUAUACUAUAUAUCACACAUUUUAGAAUACAUAGCAAGUGAUGUUUUAAGUAUGUAUGUGAGUGCCGAUUGUAAAAUUUAAUUUUUAGACUAGUUUAUGUUGAACAUACGUUUUGAUUGAUUUUAACAUAAAACAUGUCACAACCCCUGUCACAAAAUGCGAACAGGAUUGAAAACAUUUAUUAUUUUUGUCUACGAAGUUGCUGGUCUUUAAGAGCUUUAAUACAACUAUUACGUACCCACCGCCGUCUAAAACGACACACUCCUUUAUCUGACAAUAAAUUGCACAUCGCUUCGCUAUGUAUUAGAAAAUGUUAUGUUUGCAUUUUUUUUAAAUAGUUAUGUGGUCGAUAUUCGUAUACAGUUCGCCAAAUAUAUGUAUAUUUUUAUAACUACCCACAUUUAUAAUAUAUUCAAAAUUAAGAAUAAUAGUUUUUUAGAUAUAGAUACAAUUAGAAAUUUGCGGUUCACAAAAUGCCACAUUAUAUUUAGAUUUUCACUUUACCAACAGCUUUGUCCCUCUAAUAAAAAUUAUAUCACUUAGAGGGAACUGUGACACUUGGCAAGUAGAUACUUUGAUAAUAAUAUGGUAAUAAAUAAUAAUGUAAAAUAAUGCACAAGUAAUGGUCACAUACAAUUUCGCCUAUACAAAAAUUUCGCGAAUUCACAGUCUUCCAAGUAAUUAGGCUUUUUUGGAAAUUAUCUAAAGUAAAAGGGGAAGCAUCUAUUCCGAUUAAAUAUGUAUUUUAGUAUUCAAUUACACCCGUUUCAAUGAGUGAUUAAUUAUUACGAGCCAAGAGUGAGCCAACGAAAAGUAUUAUAUUUGUGACAUAUCGGUUCCUUGCGUUGUAAAUGACCAUUAUGAUUUGCAUUUAACAAUGUUUAGUGUUGGUACUUAACCAAAUCACCUAAAAUAAGUGUGAUAUUUUAUUAAUUAAUGCCUUCUUUUAAUUUUUACCUAUAAUUGCUCUCUAAUUUUAAUGAGUACCUAUGGAAAUUCAUUGGGGGUUCGUAAUUAUAUUCUUUAAUAGAAAAUUAACAUUACAAAAAUAAUAUGAACAGUUUAGAUAUCUCUAUUCAAAUAUUGAUAGUGGUUUGUAUUUCGCGAAUAUAAAAAAAAACUAAAUAUUCUGGCACUCUAUUAAAUAAUAUUAAUGAACCAUAUUAUUAUCAUUAAAUAUAAAUAUUAUUAAAAUAGUAAUUCAAAUGUAUGUAUAAUGUUUGUACUUAAUUAGUAAUAGGUAUUUAUUUCAUUGUUGGAACCGUUCUACAAUAUUAUUACAUUAUUAGCAACGUUUGAUGUGAUAUGAGCAAUAAUAGAGAGACAUAAUGAACCAACAAUUUAAGACUAAACAUGACUCAAUAUUUUGAAAGACACAAGUGGAGUCGCGCGGUGCGAUUUGGGGCUAAGGGGAUGUUGGUCGAAGCCAGUGAUAAGUUGACGUUUGAGUCUGAAUCCUCUAUUAAUUAGUGAGUUACUUUUGGGUUUUAUUUUUCAUAUUGUUUUUAAGUUAUUUGUUUCAGGAUUUUUGUCCCGAUAGCAUUAGGGAAUUUUAUUUUCUUUAUUUUAACUAGGUUUAAAAUAACGAGUCUACAUGCCCCUCGCUUAUGAGUAGGUGUGAUUAAUACUCUGAUUUUGUCAUUUUACUGUUUUGUUUAAUUAUAUGUUCCGGGCCUAUAUUUGAAUAGUAUUUUGGCCAGUGUGUUUAGGCCUUUAGAGUUACGAAUUUUACUGCCAAAUUAUUUUCUUACGAUAUUUGUGCAUGCACAUAGUAAUUAUUUUAUUGUAUGAUAUUUGUAAAAAUUAGUUACUAAUUGUUGCCAAUUUUUUUGUUUUAUUAUUAAUAUUCAGGGUUUUAAUAUUAUAAUGUUCAAUUUUAAUUUGUUGUCAUUGAUCAAAAUUAUUGUGUGUUAGUGAAGUAAAAUUAACCGAAAUAGAACUUAUUAUUAUUGCCCCAAAGGGAGCGUUUGACGCUAUUAAUAAAUAUUGCUUUAGGGUUGCAUAAAAAUAUUAAAAAGUGGUGUGAUAAGUUUUGGAUAAUUUUACAAAUUAUACUAUUUUAUGUGUGAAUUCCAAUAUUAAUAAAUUCGAAGUUGAAAUGUCAUAUAAUAUAGUAUGUGUAAUUUCCAAAUAUUUACAAUGACAUUGAUAUUCUGUCUAUAUUUUAAAAGUAUUAUUAUUAUUAUUAUAAUUUAUAUAUUCCCCUGCAUCAAUUGGUGAUAUCUCAUCGACAAUGUUUCCUUUGUUCUUGCCAUGUAUCUUAUGUAGUUGUUGGCGUAGUAGUUUUUUUUUGUAGUGAUUAGAGUUUUCAAUUGAUAUACACUACAUACAGUAUCACAAGUUUGCCUAUAUGGUGAUGUUGUUUAGAGAUGUUUAUUAGCGGUUGGUGCGGGCCGCGGCGGGUAUUCGCCGCGACUGUUGGCUGUAUAUUCUUGCCGUAGCAAGUAAGCACUUUGUCAUGGGAUAAUGGCAGGUCAAAUGGUAUCUAUUGUCCAUUGACAUUACUCGAUAAUAAUUGUAUCAUUAGAGUACAUUACAGUAGCCUUUCUCGAAAAUCUUAAAAGUUACCUAUAUACACUUUAAAGCAAUUUUUUGGUAAAUAUAUUUCUCUUGAAUCUAUAUUCCCUUAUGUAUCCAGCAAUAAAUUACUUCAGUAGUUGUGUAGGAUCACCUUAUUUGGCGCCGAUAGUUGCGAUGUCCUUGGCCCGAUAUAACUUCGUUCUGUGUUAGGACGUUUGAAGAGCCAGAUUGUUAUUGCGAAUGUCAGGAUGUGUGCAGAUUCGGUGCCAGGUAACGUGAUUAUCGUAGGGUUCGCAGCGCACAAGGUGAGCUCUAAUGUUACCCUCCCUAUUGGAGGUGGGCGUAUUGCCUAUGUUGUGGCACCAAGCACAGCUAGAUGGUUCCGGUCGUGUUGUGGCAUAAAAGAUUCGAGUCUUAAUUACUACGGCCCGUAUACUUGACUGUGGGUGGGGAUUAACAACACUUGCUCGUCUGUUUCUCCCGAAUAUGUAUUACUGUUAUAAAAGUUAACUACAGCAUGCUCAAAUGACUGAACAUAACUCGAUUUAUUGAAACCCACCUCACCAGUUUAGUCUCCGCUGUUCUAAAACAACAUAAAUAAUUAAAGGUUGUGAGCUCUAUUCUCAUUGAAAUUUUUAAGCCACAUGUGUGCUUGUGCAAUAAAUAUCACAGUUUGGAUCUAGGCUUUUAAAUUAUUAUAGAUUAUAUACAUUGUUGAGCUGAUAUAAAAAUUUAAUAUAUUAUUAUACCUUUUAAUAUUGUUAAAGAAUUCUAAUUGCAUUCCACAUCUAGAGUGAACGAAUUUGAGAUGACCGUUUUCAGUCUACAUUAUACAAGUUAUUUUUUUUACAAUUGUAGGAUUAUUAGCAGUUGCCAAUGUUUUUUCCUUUAGUCAGUAAAAGUACAAAUAUUUUAAUAUACAAUUCUUGGUAUUUACGUAUUGUAGUGAUCUUAUUUUUUAAUUGAUUCUAUAACUGUAAGCAUAAUUUUUUUCACAUGAACGGCCAUUUAGAUACUUCUCAUCUCAUAAAUUACUCAGUAAUAACAACAAAACAUAUCAUGCCGAAUCCAUUUAGUUUUCAUAGAAAUUGUCAGCAACUCCCGUAUUUUUCUGAAAGGUUAAGUAUAUGUUUAGAAAAUGGCUUACUUUUGUUUUCAAAUUAGAUUUAAGUAUAUCUUAAGUUACACUAUUAAGUUUUUUCGUCAUUUUUUACGUUGAAGGAAAAUGAAAAUUUAUUGUAUUGUAUUGUAAUUUUUUUGUGUGAGAGGUGCAUGAUCCAAAUGCAUAUUUUAAUUAUUCUGAUCCAAAGAUUUCAUUUAUUCAUUAUUAUUAUUUCUCAUUAUACGAAAAUGACAUUUGUGGAGUGUGCAUUGGUAUUUGAUAUUAGGAUUAACAUGAAUUUUUCCGUAGAGUUGGUGCAGCCGAGCAAAUCUCUACUAUAUUCUCUUAAGAAUAUAUUGCUCAAUAAUUUAAUUCUGUUAAAGUAUUUUAACUUAGUAAGUAGUCCACAUGGAUGUUUUUAGUGUGACUGUGGACUUCACGAAAUUAUAUCUAACAGACAAUACCCUCCGUAAAGAUUUGAAGACAUUGUAAAGGUUGAAGUUUAUUAGAUGUAGUUGUUUGCCUUCGGCGCGUGCCGCAAGUGCAUGCAGGGGCCAGCAGCACCCACACACGGAGUACCAGUGGCCGUUCUAUUCUGCUCACACCGCACCCCUCCGAAUCGGUCCUCUUCUCCCCACAUAUCGUAUAACGCAUGUUCGGUAAUCAUCAGCAGUCUAGUAGCGUCUUCAGUAUACCUUGUGUGGUGGUGUUGACUGAACGAGUCUGUUCUUUGUUGCCCCACAGUCAACGAAAAUUGUUAUGUAAUCCAUACAGGAGUCUCUGCUGCAUUGUGCCUAGAUCUUAGAAGUUAAUGGUAUCGAGGUAGAGUUAAUCUCAAUAUUUUGGCUCUUUGAAUAUUCCAUGAUAUUAUUUUGUUUUUCAUGAAAAUGUAUUUACAUUAUAUACAUACAUACACUUAGUAAUAUUAUUGUAUACAUGAAUAUACAUUGCGUGGUUUGUAACUUGAUGUUUAAUUUUAUUGUAAAAUUAAGAUGCCCAACUGGUUAGGUCUGUCCACGAUUCGGAAGCUGUGGAGGAAUUGAGUUUAUUAAUAUUAGAGUCAUGUUAUAAUCCAUCGUAACCGGAUAAUAGUUUCUAUAUUUACUUGUGGACAGAAGUAGAUUUUUUAUUUUAACUAGUUGCACAUCUUACUUUGACCAAAUUCAUUCACCGCUGAAGUUACUUGGGAAUUAGGACAUUGUCUUGUUGCACUCUUUCGAUUGUUUUACGAGUGCAGGUUUUCACGUGACCUUAGCGGUCUCUUAAUAAUUAUAAGUUUAUUAUCGUGAACUGUGGCCAGGAUAACAACAGCACAGAGCAGUGUAACUCAGAGCCUGCCUAAAAUAUAUUUUUGUCAUGAUUUUAUUUAGGUAUAUACAUGUUAUUAUUCACAUAUUACAGUUUUCUCAAUAUUAGCUUGUAUUUUAAUUAAGAAAUAAUCAUAUUUAACAUUGCCAGGUGAUCAGCAACCUGCACUUUAAUAUUUUUGGAAACUAUUGAACUUAAAUUGUACUGACUUUAUAAAUAUAUUUACUUCAAUAAAGAUUUUCCAUGCCACUAACAA